CUGAUGAAGUAGUAGUCUCAAUGAAAAAAGUCUUUGUAUCAGGUAUGGCGUAUGUGGCUUUAAGCAGGGUUCGUUCCAUAGCUGGUCUCCAGAUCACAGACUAUAAGCAGGGGUCGAUCUAUUGUGACGAGGAAUUGCAGGGGGCAAUCAGUGACAUGAAGCACUUCAAAUUUGUAUCUAAUCCAUUCACGAAUGUUGGUGACAGAUCUGAAAAUGAAGUCUCAAAAUUGAACAUUGUCCAUCACAAUACCGAAGGACUUGUAGCUCAUUUUAAAAGUCUGAAGUCGACGUGUUUGGUCAAAGCUGAUAUCAUAUGCCUGACUGAGACAUGGCUAUCAGAAAAUGUGCCAUCCUCUCAAGUGCAGUUAGAGAGUUUCAACAUGUUUCGCAAAGACAGGCCAGGACGGCGUGUUUGUGAGGAUGGUUCUAGUGCGACAAGUAAUGCCCCUCAUGGCGGUGUGGCUGUGUAUGUUCGUGAUGUAUACAGGUGCUCAGAAAUUCCCAUCCCAGAUGACAUCGGUCUAGAAUGUGUGGUUACCCAAGUUUCUGCUGAAGGCAUGGAUCAUAUUAUUGUAGCCAUUUAUAGAGCGCCGAAUGUACUCAAAGACCUGUUCAUAUCCAGUUUGGAGAAACUGUUGCAGCACUUGACUGCAGUGGAAAGAAACAACACUGUCAUACUGGGCGACUUUAAUGAGAAUUUACUGUCGAGUGAGGAUAACAAAAAGAUUCAGUCAUGUUUGAUGAGAAAUGGCUAUGAACAGUUGAUAGAGGCUCCUACGACUAUGAAAGGAACUCUCAUCGAUCAUGUGUACAUGUCAGCAUUAUCACAUGUUGUAAAUCAUGGUGUGAUACAGACAUUUUACAGCUACCAUGAUGCAGUAUAUUGUGUGUUGUGUUGUGCUCAGGUACCAGAGCAGUCAGAGGAUGAAGGUAGUACUUUAGUUGUUGUCAAGGAGUACAAUGUAGUUUGAUGCCGAGAUGAAUAUUUUGAUUCCUCUGUGAUUUGUGAGGAGGAAGGAAAAAGAGCUCCCCCCGUGAUUGGGGAGGAGGGUGGAAAACCACAAGCUUGUCCGGUGAUUGGGACAUGGGUGGAAAACCACAAGCUUGUCCGGUGAUUGGGACGAGGGUGGAAAACCACAAGCUUGUCCGGUGAUUGGGACAAGGGUGGAAAAAGUAACCCCUGGUGACUGGGGUAGAGACCCCGGUUAAUGGGGUAGAGACCCGAUGCAAGGGGUAGAUCUCAGGAAUGAAAAAAAAA
Branchiostoma belcheri (Belcher's lancelet) is the source of this 1258-nucleotide messenger RNA. RefSeq lists its product as uncharacterized. The transcript has 2 exons. Bases 21 to 971 code for a protein of 316 amino acids. Gene Ontology annotation, molecular function: catalytic activity. Lineage: Eukaryota; Metazoa; Chordata; Leptocardii; Amphioxiformes; Branchiostomatidae. The record is from RefSeq and is a predicted model, not a curated record.